Messenger RNA from Etheostoma spectabile (orangethroat darter), 5604 nucleotides. Its product is annotated as growth factor receptor-bound protein 10. The record is from RefSeq and is a predicted model, not a curated record. Gene Ontology annotation, molecular function: insulin receptor binding. Gene Ontology annotation, biological process: negative regulation of insulin receptor signaling pathway; insulin receptor signaling pathway; negative regulation of Wnt signaling pathway. Lineage: Eukaryota; Metazoa; Chordata; Actinopteri; Perciformes; Percidae. The transcript has 17 exons. Bases 307 to 2115 code for a protein of 602 amino acids.
AAAGUGCUGGUUGAGAACAGUGCAUGUGUGCGUGUGUUUGGGUGUGUGCAAGUUUGCGUUUAUGUGUGUGUACGUGUGCAAGAAACGCACCCCGGGGAGAAGAAGGUGCAGACAACUGAACAGCCGAGAGAGAGCAUAGAAGGACCGAGUUUUUAGGGAGGGAAGCAGUUCGUGUGGAGAUCCAGACGAGGACACUUGAAGCGCGCCGAGUGCUGCUCCGCCGUGCGUCCCGGACACUUGAGCUGCGUGCUGCCCUUUGAUUACCGGUGCUGGUAAGACCAGAGGGUGUCACACUGAAGGAACACCAUGGCCUUAGCGGGGUGCGCUGACUACUUCUUGCGUCCCUCAAACUACCAGGAGAGCAUGGACCGCACUUCCUCUCGCAGACCUGAGGAGCUGAUUGUUCCUGGCUUUCAGCGCUCAGCCAAUCAAAAUGUGCCACAUCACCAUGAUGACGAUGUGGACCUGGAGCAGCUAGUGAAUGACAUGAACUCCUCCAUGGAGAGUGUGUACUCUACACAGGCAGACACGGCGCUAAUCCUCAACAAUGGCCAUGUGCACGCUCCACACCAAAACCACCACAUGCACCAUGCCUACGUGGGACACGGCCAGGCCCACCGUCGUCACACCCCGCCCUUGCCCCCUUCCUCCCCCUCCAGGGAGAAGCUGCGGCACUCUCAGCCCAUGCACAUCCAGACCGUCAGGUGCCUGCAGGAAGAGCAUCGGCUACGUCCAGCCUCCCUGCCUGCCAUCCCCAACCCUUUCCCUGAGCUCUGCAGCCCAGCAGGCUCCCCCGUGCUCAGCCCCAUACAGACCUCUGACAACCAUAUAGUGAAGGUGUGGAGUGAGGAUGGGGCCGGUAAAGUGGUGGAGAUCCCAGCCGACAUGACGGCCAGAGAUGUGUGUCAGCUCCUGGUCUACAAGAGCCACUGUCUGGACGACAACGCCUGGAGUCUGGUGGAGCACCAUCCCGUCCUCGGCCUCGAAAGGUGUCUGGAGGACCACGAGCUGGUGGUUCAGGUUCAAGUCUCCAUGAGCAGCGACAGUAAAUUCCUCUUCAGAAAGAACUAUGCCAAAUAUGAAUUCUUCAGGAGCCCCCUGAACUUUUUUCCGGAGCAGAUGGUGGCUUGGUGUCAGGAGUCUGAUGGCUCAAUCUCUCAGUCACAGCUCUUACAGAAUUUUCUGAACUCCAGCAGUUGUCCAGAGAUCCAGGGCUAUCUGUACGUGAAGGAGCCUGGGCGCAGGUCCUGGAAGAAACUCUACAUGUUCCUGCGGCGCUCCGGCCUCUACUACUCCACUAAAGGAACAUCCAAGGAGCCCCGACACCUGCAGCUGCUGUCAGAUCUGGAGGACAGUAACAUCUUCACCAUCAUCACGGGACGAAAGCUCCACAACGCUCCCACAGAAUACCAGUUCUGCAUCAAGCCCAGCAAAGUGAGGAGCGACUGUAAGGAGCUUAAGAUGCUGUGUGCUGAGGACGAACAGAGCAGGACCUGCUGGAUGACUGCCUUCAGACUGCUCAAAUACGGACUAGUACUGUAUCAGAGCUACAACGUUCCCCAGCAGAGAAAGUCUAACCUCUCCCCUUUCUCAGCGCCUGUGCGGAGUGUAUCUGAGAAUUCCCUCGUCGCCAUGGACUUCUCCGGGCGGACUGGUCGCGUCAUUGACAACCCCGUGGAGGCCCAGAGCGCUGCCCUGGAGGAGGGACAGACCUGGAGGAAACGGAGCCAGCGCAUGAAUGUCCUGGGCAGUCCCAGCCCCUUGCACCCGUCUUCUCUGAGCACAGUGAUCCACAGGACACAGGUUUGGUUUCACGGUCGCAUCAUGAGAGAGGAAGCCCACAAAAUGAUCAUUCAACAAGGCCAAGUAGACGGGUUAUUCCUGUUGCGGGACAGUCAGAGUAAUCCCAAGGCAUUCGUGCUUACCUUGUGCCACCACCAGAAGAUCAAGCACUUCCAGAUCCUACCGUGUGAGGAGGACGGUCAGGUGUUCUUCAGCCUCGACGACGGCGCCACCAAGUUCACAGAUUUGAUCCACCUGGUGGAGUUCUACCAGCUCAACAGAGGGGUGCUCCCCAGCAAGCUGAAACACCCCUGCACCGCGGUGGCCUUGUGACACUCCCGACCCCCAAUACCUCCACCCCCGUUUUUUGCACACCUCUCACCCUGAGAUCCCACCCCCAUCUGCCCCUCCCUCGCCAACACAAUGAGGUUGAGGAGAAAAAGUAAGUUUUUGGGAUGUGUACAACUCGGCCAUCAUUGGAGGUUUAAUUUCCCCAAUAUGCCGGGACUUGUCUCCGCCUUACCGCUGUUUGGAUGCCUGAAUGGGACCCGUUCGGACAGCUAAAGCAUCGGAGAUUGGGGACCUAACAGUCGACCAACUCCUGCGAUGUUGUCAUGGAGACCGGAUUGUUUUGUCAUUGCCGUUUUUGACCCUGAAAAGAGUCCAUAAAGUUGUGAAAACACAAAACAGCUAAGGUCUGUUCAGCAGGAGUGGAUCCCACCCUCAGAGUCCCUCUCCCUUCAUCCCCCUUAACCUCCCUCAUCCUCCAGGCCUGAUAAGCUGUGGUGCCUGCCCCACCCUCGCCCCUUCGCUACAGAGGUGGGCGGGGAGCGCCACCCUCUGACUUCCUCAUCGAUCAUCAGGGAUGGACGGGAACCUCUCUGGGUCUUAUCAAACUUGAUCCAGGAGUUUUCUCAACCUGUGCAGUCCAGUCUGGAUAAGCUGACACCCUGCCCCCCCUCCAACCCAACACCCGAGCGGACUAAAUGUGGCCUCUCUGCUGUGUCCUGUCCCCCAACCCCUUUUGGUGCAACCCCGAUCCCGCCUCUCCUUCUCCACAGAAGCUCAGAGAAACGUCGGGAGAGAAGUAGCUAAAGGCAAGAUAAGCGGAGCAGUGGCGAGGGUUUGCUGAAAGGACAGUGGAAUGUUUAUCAGGAAGGCUGUAACAAGCCUCUCUUGUAGAGUUGAUUACUUGAUGUCAUUUUAAUGCUUUUUUUAUUACUGUUGAUUCAAUGCAGAACUAGUUUUGCACUCCCGGGCGGACAGACUACAGUUGUUUUCUCUGGCUAAAUGAAGCUGCCUGCUCUCAAUUUCCCCCCUCCAACCCCAACCCCACCUCACCCCUGCCCCUCCCCUUCUGAAAAGCAUGCAUGUGAAUUUCCACCGGUUCUGAUUGGAUUACAGUGGCAUGGGAACAAAGACAGCUAGGGCUGAUUAUGCAGUGCCUUUCAGGUAGGUUUGGGGACAUGACCAAUGUGUGGCUUGAACCAACAUGACUGUGCUGUGGUAAAAUGAGUAAAAGAAUGUGCUUCUCAAGACAAAGAGGAAGAGGAGGAAGACUGUUAAAUAGACUCCUGAAAAGUGUGUCCACCCCCAAGCUUCAGCCAUUUAAAAAAAAAAAAAAAAAAUUGAAAUGGUUAAAUCUGUCGGUGAAUUUGUCUUUGAAUGUCAUAUUCAUUUUCUAAGUCUGUUCCUAGCUCACUGCUUGCACAUUUUAAUUAUUGAUUUGAUAUUGAUGGGUUGGAGCUGUCAUGUUCGGAUUCUGACCACUGUUCUCUCACUCCAGAAAAGCAACAAAAGCACUCCAUAACUUUGUUUUGUUUUGUUUGUUUUAAUACGGAAUUGAUCAAAUGACUUGAAAUGUGAACUUGAUUGUGCGUCAACACACAGUGGAACGAGAGCCUUGUGUAUAAAAUCAAAGCUAUAUUAUAAUGCACAUACAGUACCAUAUGUCAGAUUUCACGAGGAUGGAGUAACAUAAAGAGUCUUGAAGAUUAUGAUAAAUGGAUAGUUUAACGCUUCCUUUUCACUUUCUUGCUGAGAGUUAGAAGGGAAGAUAGAUACCACUCUCAUAUCUGGACGCUGAAUAUGAAGUUACAGCCAGCAGCUGCUUAGCUUAGCAUAAAGACUGGAAACAAUGGGUAACAAAAUCUACCUACAAGCUACUCUUAAGGUCACAUUUUAACCAUGUAAUAUCUUGUUGAAAAUGUCUAGUUUUACCAGUGACUAACUAAGCUAAAAAGCUGUUAGCUGUACAGUUGCUUCAUAUUUACAAUGCAGACCACAAAGGAAAUAAGUCUUUGACUUUAUUGUGUUACAGUAUCCUUGCCAUUUUUGAUAUGUGUAUGACAUAUUUGAAUGAACUAAACUUAACUAAAGACAUGACAGUGGUAUCAAUCUACCGAAAUGUCAAACAUAUUUCUCAAAAGUAAAAAUCCAUUUGAGCACGAUUCAGAAAUCAGGUCCUGGGGAUGCAACCUCCCAUUUUCUGGGCCUAUUUCCUUGUUGAGUGCUGUACUAAAAUGUAACGUCACUUCCAGAUAUUUCCAGCCGCUGCAUGGGGGUUUCUAGCAUCAGUGGUGGACAUCAGGUUAUGGUGUCAGUCCUUCCCAAUCAAUGAACAGCCACAAAUGUCUUGAACAAUCAUACGAGGAUCCUUUAAUGAUAAUAGAGGUUGAGGAAGCCAUUUCCACACCAGCAGUAGUGUCAGUAGACCAGAAUUCCUUGUAGCCAUCAGGCGUGUUGUCAGUAAGGGACAAAAAAUGUCACCGUUUUUGGCCUCUUAAAUGUGAGCAUUUACUGCUUUUCCUUGUCUUACAUUAUAGUAAACUGAAUGUCUUUGGGUUUUGGACUGUUGGUCGGACAAAAAAGCAAUUUGAAGGCAUCCCCUUUUUUAUAGAUUUUACAGAUCAAAUAAUUCAUUAAGAAAAUCGACAAAAAUAUAUAGAACAUAAUAUGGCUAGCUAGCUCAAUUUCUGGGGCUAUAGUCCAAUAUUAAUGGAAAACAGCAUGGCUAUUUCUGGUGGUUGCAUUCUGAGAGAUUAAGUGAAAAGGAGAAAGGUACACUAGGCAAAGUUAGUCCAUUAACAAAAGUUAAGAUCUCAUUUAAAGCCAUUAUGUGUAGCAUCUGAAAAUGUCCAACUUUGACACCCCCUGGUGGUAACAUUGAAUUAAACCGUUAUUUCCACCUGCUAUAUUAACAUAAAAAUGCCACACAUAGUGGUUUUAAAAUGUCAUCUGAGUGGAUUUUCUCUGGCCUGUGGCCAUCCAAAAGACAAGAAAGAGCAAGGGAAGUAUAGGAACAGGAGAGGAGGCUAGAGAAGUCCUUUGGUCUUUCCCUGCCCUCCACCUCAUGCUGUGUGACCAGCGAAUGAAAAUCCUGCAGGCAUGUGACAUAACACCUGCUUAGCCUAACCUGCACCUCCUCUCCAUCCUGUACCAGACUCGCAACGAACAGGGUUAGCACGAGGCCACCAGACUCCCUGCCAAGCUAACUAAACUCUCUCCAAGUACUGUUGCUCACUCACAAGCCUCUUCCACCACCGGUUGACCAAUCACGUGACUUGACUGACUCACCAGCUCGGCGCUCCACCAAUCAGGCCUUUUCUAGUGAGCCAGAGCAGACUCUCUCCAGGGAUUGGAUAAUGCUUGAACCCCCCUGCCCCCCUUUCCCACCUGUGUCCAGCCUGUAAGCUGUGUGAGUGUGUGUGUGUGUCUGAGUGAGUGUCUGAGUGAGUGAGUGUGUGUGUGGCCAGACUGUUAUAUUCACUAUUCAGGAUUGCUAAGUCUGCUGCUUAUCAUAACUUGCCUUUUAGAGAAAGU